AGACCGGACAAUAAUUCCAACCGGACCACAACAUCUCCGGGAGAGUUGACGUGGACGAUCUGUGUUUGAACGAUGUCAGACAAUAAAGUGGAAAAUCCAGCUGACAGCGCUGCUGUUUUACAGAGUUCAAAUGCUCCUCCUCAGCCCAACAACCCGCUGUCGAGAAAACUCAACAAAAUCCUGGAGACCAGACUUGACAAUGACAAGGAGAUGCUGGAGGCUCUGAAGGCGCUGUCGGUGUUCUUCACCGAGAACAGUUUAAGAACCAGGAGAAAUCUCAGAGGUGACAUAGAGAGAAGAAGUCUCGCCAUCAAUGAAGAGUUUGCACAGAUAUUUAAAGAAGUCAAAGAGGAGCUGGAAAGUGUCCAUGAAGAUGUCCAAGCUAUGAGCACAUGUUGUGAAGAAAUGACCAACAGACUGAAGGCUGCAAAAGAGCAAACUCAAGACCUCAUUGUGAAAACCAACAAGCUGCAGGGAGAAAACCAGCGUCUGGAGGUGAGAGCUCAGGUUGCUCAGGCCUUCCUCGCCAAGUUCCAGCUUUCUAAUGAGGAGAUGGCCACGCUCCGAGGAGCUCGGGAUGCGCCCAUUACUGAGGAUUUCUUCAAAGCGCUCGGCCGGGUGAAGCACAUCCACGAAGACGUAAAAAUCCUCCUGCGAACCAACCAGCAAACUGCAGGGUUAGAGAUCAUGGAGCAGAUGGCAGUGUUACAGGAGACAUCAUAUGAGCAGCUCUACCGCUGGGCUCAGAAUGAAUGCAGAGGGCUGACUCAGGAGGCGUGCGAUAUCAGCCCCGUGUUGACCAAAGCCAUGGAGGCCUUACAGGAUCGACCCGUCCUUUACAAGUACACACUGGACGAGUUCGGAACGGCACGCAGGUGCGCUGUGGUCCGAGGCUUCAUCGACGCCCUGACCCGAGGCGGGCCGGGAGGAACUCCCCGCCCCAUCGAGAUGCAUUCACACGACCCCAUGAGAUAUGUCGGGGACAUGCUGGCCUGGCUGCACCAAGCCACCGCCUCGGAGAAGGAGCACCUCGAAGCUCUGCUGAAACAAGUCACCCUGCAAGGUGUGGAGGACAACAUGCAGGAGGUGGUUGGACACAUCACAGAAGGCGUCUGCAGGCCUCUGAAAGUUCGGAUUGAGCAGGUCAUCGUCGCGGAGCCGGGCGCUGUGCUGCUUUACAAGCUGUCCAACCUGCUCAAGUUUUACCACCACACCAUCAGCUCCAUCAUUGGAACCAGCGUGGCGUCGUUGCUCAUCACUAUCGAGGAAAUGCACCUCCUCAGCAAGAAGAUGUUCUUCAACAGCCUGAGCCUUCACGCCAGCAGACUCAUGGACAAGGUGGAGCUCCCGCCUGCCGACCUGGGUCCCACCGCCUCGCUCACCCAGACCCUCGCCCUCCUCCGGGAGGUGCUGGCUUCACACGACUCCUCCGUUGUUCCCCUGGAUGCCCGGCAGGCAGACUUUGCCCAGGUGCUUUCUUGCAUCUUGGAUCCCCUUCUCCAGUUGUGCACAGUGUCGGCCAGUAACCUGGGCACGGCCGACAUGGCCACCUACAUGGUGAACUCUCUGUAUGUCAUGAAAACCACCUUGGCUCUGUUCGAAUUCACCGACAAGAGGCUGGAGAUGCUGGAGUUCCAGAUCGAGGCUCACCUUGACACGCUGAUCAACGAGCAGGCCUCCUACGUGCUGACCAGAGCCGGACUGAGCUACAUUUACAACUGUGUCCAGCAGCACAGCGCCGAGCAGGGUCCUUUGUCACUCCUCCCCAGCAUGGACAACUCCUCCGUGAAGGCGGCGAUGGUCCAGUUCGAUCGAUACCUGUCGUCUCCCGACACGCUCGUGAUGCCGCAGCUCAACUUCCUGCUGAGCGCAGCCAUCAAGGAGCAGAUUUUCCGUCAGUCCACAGAGCUGGUGUGCAGAGCCUACCGAGAGGUUCACACCGCCCUGACCAGCCCGGCCAACGCCUACAAGGAUCUGGAGAACCUGAUACCCAGAUCCCCCCAGCAGGUCCAGACCCUGCUGUCCUGAGAGACGGCAGGUGAGCCGUGCAGCCCCUGCUCACAGGUGUAUAUAGAAAGUAAGUGUGACGGUGGGAAAUAGGGGGCAUGAGGAGGGAGACAUGUCUGCGCAUACAGGAGCUCCUGUUUGUGCGCCAGCAGCAAAGAACACUAUAUGUAUAUAAUACAUGUGCUCCGGUUGCUACAAGCACUCAUUUAUUUUUCUCUCUCUGUGUGAAACAAUACGUCUCAUUCUUUCUGCUUGUUUUCAUGUCAUGUUCCCUUCUGGGUUGUACAAUUGUAGAAAACAAAGUCUUUUUUUCUUUUUUUUUUGUAAUUGGAAAUGUUGAAAAUGAUAUAAAACAAAAAGGAA
Molecule: messenger RNA, 2370 nt
Organism: Salarias fasciatus (jewelled blenny)
Lineage: Eukaryota; Metazoa; Chordata; Actinopteri; Blenniiformes; Blenniidae
Gene: cog6
Product: component of oligomeric golgi complex 6
Exons: 19
Coding region: 73-2028 (651 amino acids)
Biological process (GO): intra-Golgi vesicle-mediated transport
Cellular component (GO): COG complex
Source: RefSeq, a predicted model, not a curated record